Molecule: messenger RNA, 518 nt
Organism: Saccostrea cuccullata (small rock oyster)
Lineage: Eukaryota; Metazoa; Mollusca; Bivalvia; Ostreida; Ostreidae
Exons: 4
Source: RefSeq, a predicted model, not a curated record
AAAAAAAUUGAGGAGGAAGUAUUAAAAAAAAUAGGUGUGUCGUAAAGGAAAAUGGAUAUUUUAUCUUUUGUUACAUUCCUGAAUGUCAUCCAUGUCUCUAUUGCUAGAGAUCCAUACAUGUGUGGUACUGGACUUUGCUGCAGCGGUUAUUUUCUAAAAGGCAAUAUAUGUACAGAAUGCCCUCCUGGAACAUACAGUAGUAACUGUAGUGAAGAAUGUCCUGAAGGUCGUUAUGGAAGUAGAUGUAGGAAAUUAUGUCCAUCUGAAUGUGCCAGCAACUGCAGCAAAUCAACAGGGGAAUGUCAGGUUUAUACAGAGAAUAACCCUGACAAAACUCCAGCCUUAAAGAAUAACACCACUACCCAGCCUGAUACACAUAAAAACACUACCCAUAUCAGUAUUGAGAAAAAGAUAGAGGACUUUCUGAAGGAUAAGCUAUGGAUCAUUGCUGGAGCCACUUGUCUUCUUGUUAUCAUUUCAUGUUGUUGUAUUGGACUUUUCUUCUUGUGUAAGAUUUG